AUGCUGAGCACCGUGGCACGGGGAAUGAUGGCAUGGAUAGUGUCGGCCUUCUUACUUUUUGGCAAGAUGAUGGUCACCCAGGCAGGAUCUUGUUUCCAAGACACGCUGAAACUAGACUUAGUCACCGAAUGGCAGUCCCAGUGUUUCGGUUUCAAAGAUUCCUUGUAUACAUGGUCCGAGGCUGCGCGGGCUUGUCAGCGUAUGGACGCCAAUCUUAUCCGAAUGACGGGACCAGAGGUUCAAGUUAUGAUGGCGGACAAAAUAGCCAAGAUGCACAGCGGACGGCACGAAAUUGUGUCAUUUUGGCUGGGAGCAAGAGACGAGAAAAAGACAAACGAAUGGCGUUGGGAGAAUAAUGAUGCAUUGGAAUGGACCAGCUGGACCGCCGGACCCCAUUCUGGAACGUGUGUCAUCUACGAUGGCUACCUUGCGGGCUGGCGGAAAACUAACUGCGAAUCUUUUGACGCAACAGUAUGUCAGAAAGGUCAACUAUACUGA
Molecule: messenger RNA, 498 nt
Organism: Liolophura sinensis
Lineage: Eukaryota; Metazoa; Mollusca; Polyplacophora; Chitonida; Chitonidae
Product: perlucin-like protein
Exons: 3
Coding region: 1-498 (165 amino acids)
Source: RefSeq, a predicted model, not a curated record